UUUAAUUUGAGUCAAAAAAAUGAUCGUAAUAUAGUAUUUCAGUGGUGAACCUUCUGAAAUAAAGAAAUAAAAAUUUUUCAAUGGAUAUGAAUGUAGAUACUUAGUGAAUACAAAAAAUGAGAGUGUCAUUAUUGCUAAUUUUUCGAGUUUUAUACUUUUUUGAUGUAUAUGGACUCACAAGUGCUUGGGACAAUGAUGAGUUGGAGGUAUUUGAUGUGGUUGAAGAAAUAAACCAAAAUUUUUAUGAGAUUCUUGGGGUUACACAGGUUGCAAAUGCAUCAGAGAUUAAAAAAGCUUUCAGACGAUUGUCACUGCAAUUGCAUCCAGAUAAAAAUUCUGCAGAGGAUGCAGAGCAACAGUUUAGAAAACUAGUUGCUGUGUACGAUAUAUUGAAAGAUCCUGGAAAACGGCAAAGGUAUGACAAUGUACUGAUUAAUGGGUUACCAAACUGGCGAUCAGCUGUAUAUUAUUAUCGCCAUGUGCGGAAAAUGGGACUUUUAGAAUUAGGAAUAAUUUUAUUUUUACUUAUUACAAUUGGACAAUAUGUGGUCGCAUGGGCUGCAUAUUUUGAAAAAAGAUAUACAUAUGAGCAAGUUUUAGGUAGUAAACUUCAAAAAAUGCAGAAGAAGAAUAAGAAAGGAAAAAUGGAUGUGCCAGAUCUUGCAGAUAUCUUAGAGAAAAUCCCUACACCAACAAUCUGGAACACUCUUCCAUUCCAGUUUCCAAGGUGGAUAAUAGCCUUUACACUAUCCAUACCUGAGAUUAUACGUGUGAUGCAUGGUGUAUUGGAAGAAAGGAAACGCAGAAAAAAGCAGGAAGAGGAAGAAGCAUUAAUGCAAGAGAAUGAACAACUUGAAUCAGAAUCCACGUCCCGCACGAGAAGACGCAGAACUGGUUUCACUCCGCAAGAAAGGAGUGGUAAUGGUGUUAAAGAGGUGUUUAAGAAAGAACAAACAAAUCAUAUUUAUCAGAAAACUGCUGUUUCUGGUGGAUUAUGGACGGACGAUGAUAUAUUAGAACUAAUAAAACUUGUAAAGAAAUAUCCUAGUGGAACAUCUGAGAGAUGGGAUAAAAUUGCAGAUGCAAUGAACCGUACAGUUACCGAAGUUACGCAUAUGGCAAAAAAGAUAAAAGAUGAAGGGUUAAAACCUGGUGCAGUCACAGAGGAAACUAUAGUAGAAGAACGUCCAAAAAAAAUGAAAACACGUGCAGAAAAUGUGGAGAAUAUUGGCGAAUGGAGUCAAGAACAACAAAGAGCUCUGGAAGCAGCUCUUAUAAAAUAUCCAAAAGGCAUAACCAUAGAUAGAUGGGAAAAAAUCGCGAAUUGCAUUGAAGGAAAAAAUAAGGAUGAGUGUCAAGCAAGGUGUAGACAAUUGGUGGAAUUAGUAAAAAAGAAACACAUUCAAUAGCCUGCCAUGUACAAGAUGUUCCUUCAACAAAAAAUGUAGUUCAAUAUUGAUAAAGUCCAAACACAGAAAAAAAGAAAAGACAUAGUAUUCGAUCUUAAGAUGAUAGAUAUUUCACGGCUGUUAUACAACGUUUACAAGGUGAAUUACAGAUUUUUUAGGAGUAUACUUACACAAAGAUGAUACAUUAAGAGAGAUUAAGAGAAAAAAGAAAACUUUAUA
Messenger RNA from Eufriesea mexicana, 1628 nucleotides. Its product is annotated as dnaJ homolog subfamily C member 1. The coding region runs from base 117 to 1409 and encodes 430 amino acids. The transcript is spliced from 7 exons. The record is from RefSeq and is a predicted model, not a curated record. Lineage: Eukaryota; Metazoa; Arthropoda; Insecta; Hymenoptera; Apidae. Gene Ontology annotation, cellular component: endomembrane system.